Sinocyclocheilus anshuiensis is the source of this 2995-nucleotide messenger RNA. Its product is annotated as CWF19-like protein 2. Lineage: Eukaryota; Metazoa; Chordata; Actinopteri; Cypriniformes; Cyprinidae. Gene Ontology annotation, biological process: mRNA splicing, via spliceosome. The transcript has 17 exons. The record is from RefSeq and is a predicted model, not a curated record. Bases 70 to 2598 code for a protein of 842 amino acids. Gene Ontology annotation, cellular component: post-mRNA release spliceosomal complex.
GAAACAGGCGAGUAGCAGCUGCUGCGACAGAGGUGUUUUACGACAGCGAGAGCGGUUUGCGGCAGCAGCAUGGCAGCGCACGGCCUGAGUUUUGAGAGCUCAAACAGCAUUAAAUGUAGAAAAGAGGCCCGAAGGGAAGACAGAGAGCGCGUUUUACAACAGGCUAAAGAGAAGUAUGAGAACGAGGAGAGGAGGAAGGCCGAGAGGAAGGCCAGGGGUGAGGACACAUGGAUGCUUCCGGACGUUGACCUGCGACUGCAGCAGAUAGGCCAGGAGAAUACAGUAAAAAACAAGAAAAAGAAAAAAGAGAAGAAAGCAAAGAAGAGCAAGAAAGAGAAGAAGAAAGCCAAGAAAGAGAAAAAAGACGAGGGAGAUGCAUCUUGUGACAACUCUGAAGACUCAGAGGACGAGUGGGUGGAGGCCCAGCCUCUGUCAGGGGGCGGAGACAAGGCCUGGAAGGCGGAGCAUGUGACCACACCCACUGCUAGCUCAGCCAGUACUAACCAAAGAGACGAAUGGAUGACCUUUGACUUCCUGGCGAUGAAGACGACCUCCCUUGCGGAGAGACGAGCGCAGAAAGAAGCAGAGAAAGAGGCGGAGAGGCAGAAAGCGCAGUCUAUCAAAGAGGCUGGUCUUCACAGGUUAGAGUUGAACCCUUACUGGAAGGAUGGAGGAAGUGGUCUGCCUCCGGAGGACACCUCCGGUAAUAAAGCUGGAGUGGUGAAUGAUGGAGGGGUGAGCUGGCUCAGGAAGUCAUAUCAGAGGAUCCCAUCCAUGGAAGAGUUCCAGAAGAGACUGCGAGAGGCGGAAGAGGCUGCGUAUGGAGAGAGGAGUGAGAGGAGAGGAGACCGAGAGAGAUGGAGGAGAGACGACAGAGAAGAAGGGAGGGAGAGAUGGAGAAGAGGAGACCGGGAGGAGAGGCGGAGAGACAGAUCUCCACACGCUGAGAGAGAGAGAGAGCGAGACUUUGAGAGAGGCUCUCGAGGCCGCGAUGAACGCCAUCCGAGAUCCCGGCCGGAUCCAGACGAGGAUCGGCAGUCCCAGAGACACAGCACUUCCUCUCUGUCCAGCCUCAAGUUCUUCAAACCCUCAGAUGCUGAUGAGGAUAUGAGCGGAGGGGCGGGGUUCAGGAGGGCGGGGCCAAAAGCCUCUACGUCCAAUCAGAGUGCAGGAUUCAAGAAACCUGUUGAUGAUGAUGAUGGUGUUGUUGUAGCUGCCUGGAGGAAGAGCAGUGCUGUGCAGGAUUCAAAGGAGAUGCCAACCCCACAGAAACACACAGAGAAGAGCGCCGCCCUGCUGGAAGAGAGCAAAACAACAACAAGAGUGAGCAGUUCAGAGAGUGAGGAAGAGGAGGAGGAAGAGGUGAUCCUGACAGAUGAAGAGAUGAAUAAACUGGGAGCCAAACUCGUCAAGGCAGAACUCAUGGGAAACACGGCGCUGGUGGAAAAGCUAAAGGCUCAGAUGGAAGCCGCCCGUCGAGCCAAAGACAACCGAGCUCAAAGAAAAGACCAGAACAAACAGGUUUCUGCACCAACAGACUCAGAAAAGGAAGUGAUUCUGUUCAGGACCGACCCAUGGGGACGAGCCUGGCCAGUCAAAGCCCCGUCCCAAACACAGGAGCCCAGAGGAGGGAGGAGGAAGCAGAAAGCGAUCGAGACGCACCAGGACGGGGAGCGUGUGUGCUAUUUUGAGGAUGAUGAUGGUAUGAAUCUGCAAGAGAUGGUCAGACGGGAGAAGAUGAGCUCUGCUGAGGAUCAGAACGCUCUUUACUCACGCAUGGCCGCCAAGAUGAUGGGGAGGACAGAUGGCGAUAACUACACACUGGAUGACAUGUUUGUGUCCAGCGCCGCCCAGAAAGAGAGAUCGGGCCGAGACGAAGAGCGGCAGAGGAACAAAGCAGUGCAGGAAACACGGCGGUUAGCCGGACAGAUGGAGAAAUGCAGACACUGUUUCGACAGCCCUGAACUGCCCAAACAUCUCAUCGUCGCCGUCGGAAACAAGGUGUACUUGUGUCUGCCGAACAGCGUGUCUCUGACCGAAGGUCACUGUUUGAUCGUCCCCAUCCAGCAUCACACAGCGGCCACGGGUCUGGACGAGGACAUCUGGAGCGAAAUACAGAUGUUCAGACGCGCUUUGGUCCGCAUGUUCGAGUCUCAGGAGUUGGACUGUGUGUUUUUGGAGACUCAUAUGAAUCCGAAGAGACAGUUGCACAUGAUGUACGAGUGUGUGCCGCUGCCCAGAGAGCUUGGAGACAUGGCACCCAUUUACUUUAAGAAAGCCAUAAUGGAGUCGGAUGAGGAAUGGGCCAUGAAUAAGAAAGUUGUGGAUCUCUCAUCCAAAGACAUCAGACAAGCUGUUCCGCGCGGGUUGCCGUACUUCUCUGUGGAUUUCGGGUUGCAGGGCGGCUUUGCGCACGUCAUUGAGAAUGAGCGGAAGUUCCCACACUAUUUCGGCAAAGAAAUCCUGGGCGGGAUGCUGGACCUGGAACCGAGACGAUGGCGGAAACCGAUACGUGAGAAUUUCGACGACCAGCGUAAGAAGGUUCUGAAGUUCGCUCAGUGGUGGAAAGCAUUUGACUGCACUAAGACCGACAGCUAGACACUCAGAGACAGUGUGCUUUCUGAACUCUAUAAAGACUUUUUCAUGCCUGAAUUUUUAUUUUUGAGCGCUUGUCAUGUGUAGUAAAAUGUCUAGAACAUUGUAAAAUCUUAAACAGGUAUGUUUUAUCUGGUCUGAAGAUUUUUGUGGGACCCUUUUCGUUUUUUCAAAUGUAGGUAAAUGUUUUUUUUUUUUUUUUUAUUAAAUAUCAACCCAGUAAAUUUUGGGUUUCCUCCUUAAUCUAAUUUUUUAUGAAUCGUGUGUGUCUUCUAUUGUCAUGUGUAAAGUUCAGUCCAGUUUUACCUGCUCUUGUCCAGUGUUGUAAAUCAUGUUUGCCUGAGCAAUUAAACUCAGAAUAAAAUAUUACAAGACCUCCAGCUGCUUGUGUUUGUGUGCU